Messenger RNA from Orbicella faveolata, 2708 nucleotides. RefSeq names its product ciliary microtubule inner protein 2C-like. The record is from RefSeq and is a predicted model, not a curated record. NCBI's taxonomy places the organism in Eukaryota, Metazoa, Cnidaria, Anthozoa, Scleractinia, Merulinidae.
AGAAUUUUCAGUUAAAUGGUCCGCUUUUUUGGAAAAUAUUCAACAAUUCUAGUUUCUCUAGAAACCUCCCCAGGAAUUUCUGCACCAAUUAUCCCCAAGUCAAAAUUUUAGGGAUUUUUUGUUGAACAGAAAGUGCCCCAUGUAAACACAACGCAACCAUAUAAAUUAUAUCCUUUCGUAAAAUGGUCCAUGUGACAUCAUAUAAAAUUUUUGACAUUGAAUCAUCAUAGUAAAUAGAGCAGAAUGGUGAAUGACACUCGUUCACAUUUUUGGCCUCAACAAUCAUAGUUGUUUACCACUGGCAGCGGAACUAACCAAUAGCAACAUUUCAGUCAUGUAACUCAUGCAUUGCCAUCUUUUGUCGCUCCUUUGAUGUUUGCUGGGCUCCAUAAUCAUUCCCAUCUACGACUUCAUGUAAUCGGAGCAGCUGUUUUCUGAUCAAAUUCUGUAAAAGAGGCUGCUGAUAGCCUGCUGUUUUGUUAACACUCCUAUCGCAUAAGCCUGAUUGUCAUUGCCUGUCAUUUCACUGAGUGACAGCUAAUGUCCCUUAUCACCCUUGCUUAUCUCGCCAGCACUUUUGUUUUCAAUCCAUCUUGAUACCACACGAUCCUCAGGACCGGGAAACAAUUUUCCACACAUAAGUAUUCAAGGAUUCAUAACGAAAAAUUUUUUUACACAAACUGAAUGGACAAUUAUUAAACCUAAAACUGUACAUUUUUCAUCAACAACUGAAUUGUCGCAAAACAACUUCACUACUUAGUUUCUAACGUCUUUGACUGUUAGUUCAUAUUUCUUUCAGUUUCUUGCCGACUAUCGCAAAGAGCCUUUUAGCUUGACGAUAAAAAUAAGCUUGUGCCUCAAGUCUUAAAUUAAAAUACGCUUACUUCCUGUUGUUAACUUUGAUUUCUACUACUGUACAUCUCUAGAACUUAUUUAAAGACCCUGUCAAAAAAUACCUACUUUUACCAUAAUACUUUGUCUCUUCUUGUCCAUCCAGUGCUUAAUUUCUUUGUCCAAGUCAAUUUUCUCCAACACAUACAAAUCUAGCAAGACUGCCGCUGUUGCUGUAUCUGUCAUGGCGUUAGGCCUCUGUCUUCCUUCUACAUUACCUGUGUGUUGAUUUUGCCACAACAAACAAAAUGCUUGGGAUAAACUCAGUUCCCUCUCCGCGAUGGAAUGUUUAUCGAACCUGUCAGAAGCGAGUAAUUCGCCAAUUUUGGCUGAAACGACCCAUUCGGAAGCCAUUACGAAAAUUUCAAAAUAUUUAGCCGAAUAUUUUGCCAAUAGUGUGUCGAGAGUGGGUAGCCUGUGCAUCAUGGAGACUGUAGGGGAGGUACUCAGGGAUAAGAAUGUAGCGUGAGAGGGAUGGUGGUAAAAUGACAACAAUAUCAAAACAGAACUCACUUAGCGACAACUUCCAAGAUGGCAAACCACAAGGUUCCGAGGUUUUCGACAUGGACCAGCGAAACUUACAUCGAUCCUAUAAAUAUGCCGGCAAACAGGUAUUAUACACCGCAUUUUAUGGCAUACCGAGAUAAUCAACGAUACGGCGAAGGCAGAGAAAAAUGGUUUCAAGAUUACCGUCGCUCGCACAUCGCUGAAAAAACCCUGGUCAAGAAUUUAAACACCCUUGGCUCUCCCUACAGACCAACAAGCUUUUCUGAUAAACCAGAUCGUGUGUUAGGCACUCGUUGCUUGCGAAGAGAAGCUGUUUUGAAAAAGCCACGGCAUCACCUCACUAACAGAAUUCCAGAUCGUGAGAGAGACCGUGCUCAAAUUGACGACAUUACUUUUCAACACCGACAGCAAUACAGAGACCAAAGUGGGACUUUGUUUGACCAAAAACUCGAUUAUUUUCACUACCCGACUACAGCAGAGCAGCAGUUUUUGCCUAAAGUAAGUCCUCCAGAGGGAACGAUCGGUGAUUAUCCAAACUGUACAAAAGCUUCCUUGGAAUACACUUAUGAUAAGGGGAGAGGCCCUAAAGACUACGAACUUUGGCAUAAAGUGUAGAGCGAGAUUGAGGACGACUUCUGCAAACAUAGCGAGGGAUUGAGACUCCUAAUAUGAACAGAUAUCGUUAGUAAAAGAGAAAAUAUUAAUCUUCGUUCAUGGAAGUGGAAGGUUUUUAUCAAAUGUACAUCUUUUGGUCGAUUCCAGAGUAUAAUAAGGUUUCUGUAGAUGUCAGUUGUUAAGCUAAAUCUGCAAUUUGUUCCGAUAUAUAUACAGCUUUAUUUUUAUAAGUUUACCAAUACAGCAAAGCUUACCAGAUUCAUUAACUUAAAACUAAAGUUUUAACUUAAAAAACCGAAAAGUGUUAGGAGCCGGCCCAGUAUGCAGGCGUUUCGGGUUAAUCUUGAGUUAAGCCAUCUUGAUUAUUUGGCGUCCUCUGUCCUUUGAGACCGGUUGUCAAGUUGAAUAACUUAUCAUUUAGUGAUUAGUCACUGCCAACAGUGUAUAUGAAAAGUGCAAUUAAGAGACUAACGGAUUAAAAACACAUUUCAAGCUUAAUGCAGGGCUAGAUAUGUGUCUUCCAUAUGUUUUUUGUAUUAUUUUCACAGAAAUCUGAGGAGAAAAGCAUCUCAUUUCAACAAAUCUAGAUGUGAGACAAAAUUAAGUUUUCCCCAAUUAAAAUAUGUUAAGAUAAAAAUAAUUACAUUUAGUAACUUGUAAAUGAAUUUUUAAGUUUCCUGUUUAAUUUUUUUCCU